UCAAUUAGCCGAUUCUCAGUCAUCAACUCCAUCACAACAAAGCAAGACCAACAGCACUUCAGUCCUAGGAACUCCGAAGGAGACAUGGCUUUUUAAUUCAGUUGAUUCGUCGAUCCCAGAGAAACGCCGUGCUUUGCUCUUGCAACGCACUUCAAACCCAAAACAUUUAAGCAAGAAUGGAGUUUCAUAAUGCACACCAAGCCCUGUUUUCUGUGGCUCAACUCUCGAACUUCACUGUGGUGCACUCUAAGCUCGGACAUUUGAAUCGCAGGAUCAACGGACAGGAUGAUGACAAUGUCAGCACCCAUUUGGAAGACUCUACUCGUCUGCCCGGCAGACCCCCUCACUCUCUCUCACCCACAGGCUAACCACAGCCAAUCGGAGGGGCGCAGAGGGGAGGGGCCAGAGGAGAGCCAGCACUUAAUUGGUGAUGGUCUUAGUGACUGGAUGACGGAAGAAGUAGAUUUCUCCUCGUACCUCCCAACCUCUCACGCCUCUCCCUCCCCCAAUGCAUCCCUUCCCCCCUCGCCCCUCCAGCAUGACAUCCAGGUGCCCUCAGAUUUGGAGGUCAUGACCUCUCUGCUGCAAGAGGAGCUUGCUCAGCUGGAGGACUACUUCCUGUCUGACCCACUCCCAGAGAAAGCCUCCAAACUGGGCAAAUGCGACAAGGAUCCAACGCCAGUUGGUCCACCAUCGUACUACCAGUUGCCGUACACAUCAUAUUCUACUUCCAACCAAUCAGAAUCCAGCCCUCUACUUGUUACCCUGGCAACUGGGGAACUUGACUUGCUGAGCUUUUGUGGGGGUCCCAUUGGCCGCUCCAAGAUUCCCAGACAUGCCCCCUACAGUUGCAGCCGACCCAACACCAACGUCUGCAGCCGCAAGCGAGUUCCCGAUGUCGCGCGGGUGGGCGACACCUUCGAGGGUAGCAUCUGGAGUUCCAAAGGAAAUUCCUCAGGUAACUCAGCUGUUGCAACUGGUGGUAGCUACAGCUGUGCAGAAGAUGAACGGGUGGUUGGCAAAGGCUACUGCCUGGGCAGCGCGGUGGAGAUCCGAAGGUGUUCCAUUUUACCCAAAGAGGAGAGGAACUGCCGCUACACAGAAGAGGCCAUUGGCUCGAGUAAGGUUGUCGACGGUGGGUACAGUUUCAGUGGACCCGUUCAAGUUCCCAACAAGAAAGACGAAAUGAUGAUGUAUGGAGUCAGAGAAGUCAAUUUAAAUGGCAUUGCAGGAAGCACAGAAAUGGAGAUGAUGAGUGAUGCAAAGACCACCGCAAGUGACGUGAAGGCCAGCAUGCCCUGGAAGACGGAACCCAACGAAAGCUGUUUCCUCCAAAGCACACCCCAAGAAGAGGCCUACCACAGCUUUCUGGGGGCCAUCAGUGAACCGGUUAAACCGGAAAGCACAGAGCUUCAUCGUCAACAUAACAACUUUCAAUGUGGCUUUCUUGAAGGCCAAGGCCCCGACUGCUUGAGUCCUGACCACCACGGGUCUGAAAUGGGCUCCCCGUGUGCCAGAGGAGUUGACCCCUGCAUUGUGAAACCAGAGCUUGAGGUGCCACUUAUCGAAGGGAACCGCGGUGAACGCAAACAGAAGAAGAGAGAUCAGAACAAGACGGCAGCUCACAGAUAUCGUCAAAGGAAGCGGGCGGAGUUGGACUCACUGGAAGAACAGCUUCAUGGUCUGGAGGGCAGAAACCGCGAGCUACGAGACAAGGCAGAAUCAGUGGAACGAGAGAUCCAAUAUGUGAAAGACCUCCUGAUUGAGGUGUACAAGGCCCGCAGCCAACGCCUUAAACAGGAAGCCAGCGGCUGACCAAAAGCUUGACCACCUGACAAUGGUCCUGCAAGUAGAAUUGUUAGCAGUCUGCAAGGCAAUGAAAUUUGAGUUGGAAUGUUUUCGGACUGAAUGUGUUCUUUCUUAGAAUGUGGUGGUGGAGGUUGUACUAUUGCACGCUAUUCGAUCAUUCAAUUUUCGUUACAAACUGACAAAGUCCAUCCACAGCUGCAGCAUAGACAUCCGCUUUAAAAAAAAAAACAGCUCCAGAUCGGUCAAUAUGCACUGUGAUUAGGUCUCGACUGCAAUGACAGCCGUUUGUUUAUUAAGUGUCUAAACGGGUCAUCUUCUUGUUUCCAUAAAUGAGCUUUAACAACAGAGCAUUCAGGAACAACAUAUAUUAACAUCGGAUUAUCAUUUAUUUAGUAAAGGCUGCAAGGGAAUAUCACAAGUUUAGCAUAUGACCUCCACUUAUCUUAAUUUAUUGUUUUAUUUAUUUUUAAUGAUUAUUUGUAAUUUAUUGUACUAAUAAAAAUAAUAGUGUACAAUAGAAAAGUACAAUAUUUGUAGUUCCUACUAUCGUUACUCUUCCAUAUAUUAAAAAGAAAUGAGCACUGAUAUUGAAAGCAAUCUGUUUGUUAUAUAUAUAUAUUGAGUUUCAGGGGAAGCGCUUCUCAAAAUGAAUUUCCCUCAGGAAUAACUAACCUGAUCAUGUGUUUUUAAAUGCCCAAUUUAGAUUUAGAGUUCUGCAGCUCAGGUAUACAAUUUAUGUCCAAAGUCAUGGAGGUAUGUCAGUUUGUAACUCGAUGCUGAAGAUAUGGCACUGCCUAAUGUUAUGUGUGUUGGUUUUCUGUACUUUUGUUCUUGCAUGCUGAAGAUUUCAUGGCUCUUGAAAAAAAAUUGUUUUUGUCUGAAAGACAUGUCGAACAUUUCUGCAAAAGUCUUUCUUGCUUAAGAAGUCCUGUUUUAUAUUCUCUUGGCUAACACAUUUCAUUAUAGAUGAAUGAGUGGAAUUUGAUUCACAAACUGCUGUUUGGCCCAAUGUCUCUGCUGUUAUUGCGACAACAAUCAGGGUUUGUGAUUUUAUAAAGCUUGUUUGCUCUUAAUGUACUGGUGUGUGUUUGGGGACAGCAAAGAAAUCUUUUUAGUGAUCCAGCUUUUUUAUAAUCACUGGAAUGAUUGUGGUGGCUUUAGAUUAUUUUACAAUUGCAGACUCCCAGCUUCUUAGCAAUAUUUCAUCAACGAUGUAAAUUAUUUAAGUUAAGAUUUUUGUAAUUAUGAUCAUGCACAAUCCUUGACAAAUGUUAUGAUUUUCAUGUUUACAAUUUAGUCAUUUUCAGAAGUGUAUCCUGGCAGCUUGUGUAGUCACUCUGAUUUUCUACUUCCCUCCAAUAGGGUAGGCUACAUGUAUAGAACAAUUACAAGAACAAACAAAUACGCAACAAAUCUGGCCUUUUCUUUCUUUAUGGUAUUUUUCCAAAAGUGUCUGUGUACCUUAAAACGUAGCAAUAUUUCAAACAUAAUUUAAUUCCUCUAAAUAAACUUGCUAGAUAAUAACAGAGCUUACGACAUCCAUUUCUAUUCUUUCCUUAUGGCGUUAUACAAUCAUGUUAAUGAAUUAUAGCUUAUUAUUCGCUGUGUUGUACGGUCAUUUUGUGAAGUUGAGAUAUACUUUUUUUAACCCUGAAUUGAGGCACACGAUUUUCAAGUUUACACCAGCUAUAAUACCAAGACAAGUAAUUUUGUACGAGGCAUUUCGAUGUAUCGUCUUCGAUUAAUUACCUUGUGUUUUCCUGUACUUCAUUGGGUCAAAUAAAGUGAUUUGUGUCAGCAGCAGUGCAUGUCGGCGAU
This is a messenger RNA of Triplophysa rosa, 3627 nucleotides long. It is a transcript of the gene atf5a, whose product is annotated as activating transcription factor 5a. Gene Ontology annotation, biological process: regulation of transcription by RNA polymerase II. Bases 286 to 1815 code for a protein of 509 amino acids. The record is from RefSeq and is a predicted model, not a curated record. Gene Ontology annotation, cellular component: nucleus. The transcript is spliced from 4 exons. Gene Ontology annotation, molecular function: RNA polymerase II transcription regulatory region sequence-specific DNA binding; DNA-binding transcription activator activity, RNA polymerase II-specific. NCBI's taxonomy places the organism in Eukaryota, Metazoa, Chordata, Actinopteri, Cypriniformes, Nemacheilidae.